This is a messenger RNA of Lottia gigantea (owl limpet), 408 nucleotides long. RefSeq lists its product as hypothetical. The annotation marks the transcript as partial. The record is from RefSeq and is a predicted model, not a curated record. The transcript has 3 exons. Lineage: Eukaryota; Metazoa; Mollusca; Gastropoda; Lottiidae.
AGUUUUGGUCAGACAUUUAUCAAAGAUGACCAGUUCCUAACUGCCGUGGGUUCCAGUGUGGCCUUUACCGCUACAGUAUUUCGAUUGAUUCUUGGACUAUCAGCAGAUAGAUGCGGUAUUAAGAUAACAUUUCUAUGGACGUAUAUUCCUUGUAUCAUCUUGUUGUUUACAAUUUAUCAAGUUCAGUUUCUACCUAGAAUAUGGUAUUUAAUUUGGGUGAACGCCUUGUCCUGUUUACUUUCCAAUAUAUUUAUCUUAACGCCCCUGGCAGUCAAGACGAUGUUUGGAUCUGCAUAUUUUCUAUAUUUUCUUCUAUUUUUCCUUAAUAUGGACUGGUUCGGUACUGUGCUGACUGUUUUGUUGAAGUUACCAAUCUGUCGUAUCGCCUGUCUGCAUUUCCGAACUUGA